Medioppia subpectinata is the source of this 1001-nucleotide messenger RNA. The record is from the annotation of a GenBank genome assembly. NCBI's taxonomy places the organism in Eukaryota, Metazoa, Arthropoda, Arachnida, Sarcoptiformes, Oppiidae.
UGAUCAUACCAUACGUACGACUGGUGUCGACACACGUGAUAAGUAAAGAGUUACUGAGAGAGAGACCAUCGACUCCAGUAGUCUCUAACCAUAGGAUAACAACCCUAUCGACAGUCCGUCCGGAAGAGGACACCAAACCCAACACAACAUCGAUAUUAGUUUAUAUACCAUAUGUCACGUGCCGUGCCUUAAACGCCCCGAUACUGACUAUACAUAUCAUAUUUAUAUACAUAAUGGCAACGUUCAGUCUGACCACAUCUACGAUGGCCACCUCAUUGGUGGACAAUGUGACCAGUUUUAUACGACUGGCCAACGAGUCUAUGUAUGUGCCCGACAGUGGUUUAGAUGAUGGCCCGUCCCGUAUGCCCGCGCCAUACGUUUCGCCACCACUUAUGAAGAAAAUACAUGAUAUCCUAAUUGUUGUACUCCUGGUGUCCGUCAUGUUUGCCAUGGGAUGCUCUAUCACUUGGGAACAAGUGUGGGGACACAUACGACGACCGGUCGGCGUAAUCAUAGGAAUGAUAAGUCAAUUUUUUCUGCUGCCUUUCUCUGCCUACUGUCUCAUCAGAUUACUGUCCAUUGACGCCCUCCGGGGCACCGGUAUGUUAAUACUGGCCUGUAGUCCAGGUGGUGUGGCGUCCAAUAUAUUCGCCUAUUUCUGUGAAGGAGAUCUUUCCUUAAGCGUAACGAUGACAUCAUUUUCUACAAUCGCUGCCCUAUUUAUGAUGCCGUUUAACGUAUGGCUAUACGGCCGGAGUCUCGAGACCGAUACCCUGGUCAUACCAUACGGCAAAAUGUUCAUCUCGCUCAUUUCGCUCACCACACCCGUCAUCAUUGGUAUGGGUGUCAACUGGAAGUAUCCCAAGUUUGCUCCCGUAUUGGCACAGGUGGGAAGUUUCGCCGGUUUCUCCAUCAUAAUCGUUUGCCAGACACUGGAAGUGUUCAUAUUUCCCAAUAUAUUCCAAGAUGUACCAUACUCAAUUUACAUCGCCGAGCUAGCA